AAAUGCUCUCCUUCGUUGCGUUUCUGGCGGCGACGGCGGCGGCAAUCUUUGGCGCGGAACACUUCGGGGGAGAUCGAUGAAAAGAAUCUUCAUCAGUUUCUGAAGGAGCACGAGAAGCUGCUACUAUUUGGAGAGAACGAUGCUGCGUCUGCUGAAGACUUUACCAUCGUUAGCGUGCGGCGAAGGAAACGAACCACGAGAUCUACGGAGCGUCUAAUUUCGUUCAACGUCAGCAACAGCGCCGUUGCGGAUUUCUCUGUCGAGCUACGAAAGUCCAACAUCCUUAUAGACGACUCGUUUGCAUUUAUUGAGAGUUAUGAUAACUCCACCCAACUUCUGGACGAUUCGUACCAACUUGUUCAGCAAUACGCUGACUGCUUUUACCGCAAUGACCACGCCGCGUUCGAUUUGUGCGAGGGUGGCAUUCGUGGGUUGCUCAAGUCAAAUCAAAGUGACUUAAUCGUUCACCCACUGCCAGAGCGAUUCGGCUCCUCGAGCCACGUCCUGAUCUACAGGAAUCGUACAAAUGACUCCGCUGCACCCAGCACCAACCAGACUGACGAAAAUGUGAUAUUCGAGCCGGAUAUGGCUGCCUAUGAACCCACUUUUAACGAGCCCAGAGACAGACGCAACAAGCGCCACAUUAGCAAUAUCAAAGUACCGGACACGCUCCACGUUGAGACUGCAAUUUUCAUCGACAAAGACCUGUACCGGCACAUGUCGAAAAAUUUCCCCAAAAAUACCGAAGCUCACCUCAUUCGAUUCGUGCUGGCGAUGAUCAACGGAGUUCAACUGCUGUACAACCAUCCCUCGCUGGGACGUCCGAUCAACUUCAUCCUGAAGCGGCUGGAGAUCCUGCACAAUGACCCGAAGGACCUUCGUAGAUCCAGCGACAUAGACGUUUACCUGAACAGCUUUUGCGGUUGGCAAAGGAAGCUAAAUCCGAUUUCCGACGCAGAUCCUGUGCAUUUCGAUCACGCCGUCAUACUGACCGGGCUGGAUUUGUACGUGGUUAGUAAAACGGGCAAGGUGAGUAACCAGGUCGUGGGAUUGGCCCCGGUGGCCGGAAUGUGCACGAUGACGUCCAGCUGCACCAUCAACGAGGGCAAACACUUUGAAAGUGUGUUUGUGGUAUCGCACGAGAUUGGUCACAACUUAGGUAUGCGACAUGAUACUUCCGAAAACAAUUGUGAUCCAAGUCUUUACAUUAUGUCACCCACACUUGGAAGUGGAAAAAUCACGUGGUCAGCAUGCAGUCGCAACUACCUGAACACCUUCCUGAAAACCAGUCAGUCGGUGUGUCUCUUCGAUCGUGGCCACGUGGCGCCCAACCUGGACCAUAACGUCGAAGGCAAACUGCCCGGGGAGCGCUUCGACGCCGACCAGCAGUGCAUGCUCAAGUACGGCAAGGACAGUAUCCGCUCGCAGUCCCAGAACGUGGCGGACAUUUGUCGCGAUCUGCACUGCCAGCGGGACCGGUACACGUGGACGUCGCAUCCGGCGCUCGAGGGCACUGCCUGCGGGACGUUGAUGUGGUGUCGAAGUGGGGUUUGCGUUUCGAAAAUACCUGGACUCACCAUCCAAUCAAGUGGAAAGCACAUCACGGCGUUCAAAACGAUCGACAAGAAGACGUUCAUACAGGGGUUAAAGUUUGCCAGCUUGAAGCAAGACACUGCCCGGACACUGAACUCAGUGACCACGUGGGAGGCUUGGGGCAACCCAACGGAGUGUGAAUCGGGAUGUCUCUACGGAGAGUCUGGUCGUCUCAAGGAAGGCAGUGUUGGACUGCGGCAGUACAACAGAGCUUGUCGAGAUAAACGAAACAGUUGCCCAGGAUCUAACAAAAAAUAUGAAACGUGUAUUGCCAAACAGUGUUACAACAUUGCUCGCACUACGAUUCUAGAGUUUGCCAACCAAAUUUGCGGCCGCGCGAAGGAGUUCGAUUCGGACAUUCUGGGGAUGGGACUGCAAAAGGUGGCGGACGAUGCCGAGGAUGCUUGCAAGGUUUUCUGCGAAACCAAAUCCGGCACGCCGAAAACAAAGAGUUGGAUCUUCCCCGACGGAACGGCUUGUCGGGUGCAGAGUGCAGAUUUUGACGAUUAUUUCUACUGCAUCGGGGGAAGGUGUCAGAAAUUUUCGUGCAACAAUUCAGCAGAUAACUUUCAUCGCAUUGAUUCAACGUUUUGUCCUGAUAGUUUCACUUCUGCGGAUAGAGUUAGUAACAGUAUUCAACAGGAGAAUGGACGUGACUAUAAAAGUUUAAACUUGUUAAAAGAAGCACAACCGACUAGCAGAAAACCAGAAAACGUUACUCAAAAUUCGGUCGUCUACAACUUUCCCGAGCGAAAGCGUUUUCCCGAGGCGAAUUUCUACAAAGCCGACGCGUACAGUCGCUGGAGAGCACGCAACUUUGAACCGGUCAGCUACGACCGAAACUCUCAGCUCAGAUUGCGCAAAAAUCAGUGGGAGGUGAAAUCCGGCUGCCACUUCAACUGCAUGGAGAAAUCAAAGGGCAUUCAAAUCGUGGCCUCAAAGAUGGACAUCCGAACCAGCAUUCAACUGUGCACCCCUAAUACAAUUGCUUGUGAUAAAAUGCAAUCAACGUACGAGUAUGCCACGAGGCUGUGCAAACGGUACCAACAGAAGGUUCGUGGCCUGUCUGGAACCGGCAUGCAAAUUGCAGCCAGCGUUGAGGAUCCAGACCGGUCGUGCCGUGUGGCGUGUCAAGACGGCUUCAUUCGACAUCGAUUCUACCUCGUGAAUGGGGAGCAAGGACACUUUCCUUUUGGGACGCGCUGCAACCUUGACGAACCGAACCGAUUCUGUGUCAAUGGAAAGUGCUUGCGAUUCGGUGAGGACGAUACGCCCGUCAACGAGUUGUACAACAGCUUGGCACAUUUGCGAGCGAAACGAAGUCUCAGCAGAGUGAGGAGGCACUUUGAGUUUUACUCACCGAUUAACAUCACCGAGCGAAUCAACCAGGAAUAUCUGGACAAUUUGAUUGCGCAUAUCGAUUUUGAGAAAACGACGGGAGACGUUUACGAAGACAGCAUCGAUUUCAGAACUCCAAUAUAUUUUAGUCCGUGAUGCAUGCAAUACAAAACUCCUAGUAAAAUAUUAGUCUGAAGGCCUACACAGACUUUUUAAUGAAAGAAACAUAUCUUUUGUAAACUAUUUAUUUGCUUAAUUUACGCAUAUCGAAAUUAAACUUAACGAAUACUAAUAUAAA
This is a messenger RNA of Culex quinquefasciatus (southern house mosquito), 3229 nucleotides long. It is a transcript of the gene stl, whose product is annotated as A disintegrin and metalloproteinase with thrombospondin motifs adt-1. Lineage: Eukaryota; Metazoa; Arthropoda; Insecta; Diptera; Culicidae. The record is from RefSeq and is a predicted model, not a curated record. Gene Ontology annotation, cellular component: extracellular matrix. The annotation marks the transcript as partial. Gene Ontology annotation, biological process: proteolysis; extracellular matrix organization. Gene Ontology annotation, molecular function: metalloendopeptidase activity. The transcript is spliced from 15 exons.